GAGCUACUGGCCAGAGGAAGCAGCUCGCCGAUUGCCCGACUUUUUGUUAAAGGCUUUUGUGAUCAGCCGGGGAGAGUAUUCUUAGAGGUCUGUAGACCUCGUCUUUCCCAGGAUGGAGCAGCAAGCAAAUCGGGCGCAUCGCCCCGCGAAAGAGAAGAAGAAGUUUGACGGUCCGAAUCCGAAGGCGUUCGCGUUCUCGAACCCUGGAAAAUCCAACAAGGCUGGCGCUAGAUCCCAUGAUAUUAAAGAGAAGAGACUUCAUGUGCCUUUGGUUGAUCGCCUGCCCGAGGAGGCCCCGCCGCUUGUAGUGGCGAUUGUUGGACCGCCAGGAGUCGGAAAAACCACUCUUAUCAAGUCCUUGAUCCGUCGAUACACGAAACAGACCCUCAGUACCCCGAAGGGACCGUUGACCGUUGUUACCUCCAAGCGCCGCCGACUCACGUUCCUAGAAUGCCCCUCCGAUUCCCUCGCCAGCAUGGUCGAUGUGGCCAAGAUCGCGGAUAUCGUGCUCCUGAUGAUUGACGGAAACUACGGCUUCGAGAUGGAGACUAUGGAGUUUUUGAACGUUCUCGGCUCUCACGGUAUGCCCGGAAAUGUGUUCGGUAUCCUGACCCACUUGGAUCUUUUCAAGAAGCAGAGCCACCUGCAAGCUGCGAAGAAGCGCCUGAAGCACCGCUUCUGGAGCGAAUUGUACAAUGGCGCGAAGCUUUUCUACCUUUCGGGAGUCGUCAAUGGCCGCUACCCGGAUCGUGAAGUGCACAACUUGUCCCGCUUUCUGUCGGUCAUGAAGAACCCCAGACCCCUCAUUUGGCGCAACUCCCACCCCUACGCUCUGGCAGAUCGGUUCCUGGAUAUCACGCCGCCGACUCAGAUCGAAGAGAACCCCAAGUGUGAUCGGACGAUAGCGCUCUACGGAUACCUGCGAGGCACCAACUUCCCCGCCACUGGUGCGCGAGUGCAUGUUCCAGGUGUGGGUGAUUUGACCGUCUCCGGCAUCGAAUCUCUCCCCGAUCCCUGCCCGACGCCUUAUAUGGACCAGCAGCUCGCCAAAACUUCUGGCAAGUCUAAGCGUAGGCUGGGAGAGAAGCAGAAGCUACUUUUCGCGCCUAUGUCGGAUGUUGGUGGUGUCUUGGUCGACAAGGAUGCGGUUUACAUUGACGUGAAGACGUCGAACUUCGAUCGCGGCGAGGAUGACUCCGACAACGAAGAGCGUGGACUGGGAGAACAGCUGGUUGUUGGACUCCAAGGAGAGCGCAAACUUCUGGGUGAGGCGGAUAGUGGCGUUCGUCUGUUCCGUGGCGGUGAAGCCAUUGCCAAGGCAGACGACCAGGACGAUGCCGUUGGAAGGAAACACAAGAGAAACGUGCGAUUCCUAGAGGGAGAAGAGGCUGACCAGGAUGCUUCUGGGGAUGAGGAUGAAGGCUUCGAAAGUGAAGAGGGCGAGGACGAAGAGGAGAUUGAUGAGGAUGAGGAUGACGAUAUCAGCGACAAUGAGGAAGAAGUCGACGUCUCCGCACCGCCAGAUUUUGAGGCCAAUUUCAAGGAAAGACAGAAUGGCAAUGUUCGCCAGAAAGAGGACGACAUUGCUUUCGCCGACAGCGAUUCGGAUCUCGGUUCCAUCUCCUCGGUAGAGGAUCAGGUCCUGGACAGCGACGAAGACGAAGACGACGAAGACGGAGAUGAUGGUGAGGUUCGUUGGAAGGACAACAUGUUGGCCACCGCCAAGGCCCUUCAUUCGAAACGCCCCAAGUACCGUGUUGCCGAUUUGUCCCGCAUGCUUUACGAUGAAGAGAUCACACCUGCCGAUGUGAUACGCCGGUGGAGCGGUAAGGGGGUGGAGGAAGAUGAAGAUGAGCCCGCAGAGGACGACGACGCUUUCUUCAGAAAGACAAACGUGGAGCAGGAAGAAGCAGCGGAAUACCGUGCUGUUCCUGAGUUUGACUACGCGAAGCUGGAGGAGAAGUGGCAAGACGCUGACAUGAUCGAGUCUCUGCGGACCCGCUUCAUCAGUGCCCGACUAUCUGGUGACGAUGACGAUUCGGAUGUUGAUGACGCUUUUGAUGAGGAUGAUGAGGGAGAUGGAGAGUUUGAAGAUCUCGAGACCGGCGAAGCCUUUGAUGGUUUCUCUGGAGACGAAGACGGUGAAGAUGAUAAAGAAGCUGCAGACGAUGGCCCCGUUGACUUGGACGCAGAGCGAGAACGCAAUGCGAAAAAGAAAGAGGAGUUAAAACUGCGCUUCGAAGAGGAAGACCGCGAAGGAUUCGCCAAUUCCAAAGAUAACUCGCGGCAGGCCGGCGGUGCGGGAGAAGAAGAAUUCGGAGAAGACGACUGGUAUGAUAUGCAAAAGGCCAAGAUGCAGAAGCAGAUUGACAUCAACCGUGCCGAGUUCGACAUGCUGGACCCGGCCUCGAGGGCUCGAGCAGAGGGCUUCAAGGCUGGAACUUAUGCACGCAUCGUGCUCGAGAACGUGCCCUGCGAGUUCGCGACCAAGUUCAACCCCCGUUUCCCUGUGAUCGUGGGUGGACUGGCCCCGACCGAGGACCGGUUCGGAUAUGUGCAAAUCCGCAUCAAGAGACAUCGCUGGCACAAGAAGAUCCUGAAGAGCAACGAUCCUCUCAUCUUCUCCCUCGGUUGGCGCCGCUUCCAGUCCCUGCCGAUGUACAGCACCUCGGACAGUCGGACCCGUAACCGCAUGCUCAAGUACACGCCUGAGCACAUGCACUGCUUCGCCACCUUCUAUGGGCCUCUCGUUGCGCCCAACACCGGUUUCUGCGCCAUGCAAUCCUUCUCCAACAAGGCUCCCGGAUUCCGUAUCGCCGCUACCGGUGUGGUGUUGAACGUGGACGAGCACACCGAGAUCGUGAAGAAGCUCAAGCUCACCGGUGUGCCGUACAAGAUCUUCAAGAACACCGCCUUCAUCAAGGACAUGUUCAACUCGUCGCUCGAAAUCGCCAAGUUCGAAGGCGCCUCUAUCCGAACGGUGUCCGGUAUCCGUGGUCAAAUCAAACGCGCCCUCAGCAAGCCGGAGGGAUACUUCCGUGCUACCUUCGAAGACAAGAUCCUCAUGAGCGACAUCGUCUUCCUGCGGGCAUGGUACCCGAUUAAGCCGCACCGCUUCUACAACCCCGUGACCAACUUGCUGGACAUGGAAGAGGAGGGCUCCGGCGACAGCGGCUGGAAGGCCAUGCGUCUCACCGGUGAAGUCCGUCGUGAGAAGGGCAUUGCUACGCCCAUGAACAAGGACUCGGCAUACCACGCCAUCGAGCGUCCCGAGCGUCACUUCAACCCCCUCCGUGUGCCCCGCCAGCUGGCCGCCGACCUGCCCUUCAAGUCUCAGAUCACCAAGAUGAAGAGCCGGAAGGACAAGACCUACAUGCAGAAGCGCGCUGUGGUCCUGGGUGGCGAAGAGAAGAAGGCGCGGGAUCUCAUGCAGAAGCUCAACACCCUGCGCAACGAGAAGCAGGCCAAGCGGGCGGCGAAGCAGGAGGAGCGCCGCAAGGUGUACCGAGCGAAGGUUGCGGAGGGACUGGAGAAGAAGGCCGAGCGGGAGAAGCGCGAGCGUGAUGAAUACUGGCGACGAGAAGGUAAGAAGCGCAAGAACACGGAAAGCGAGGGUGGCGGGGGCAAGAAGCGCAGGUGAAGCGGCACUGCCUGCAACGACAUGUCUUUUGGAUCUAUACCGGUUGUUAAAAAGUUACUGUGAAUAAUGUCGAUGUGUAUCUAUCUACAUGUUGCAUGGUGGAUGGCGUUGAAUCUUACCUUCCGUUGGUCGGACUAUUGCUACUACAUUUUUAUUUCAUUGGAUUUGUGUUGGAUGUAUUGAUGCUCGAUACCAG
Molecule: messenger RNA, 3836 nt
Organism: Aspergillus ibericus CBS 121593
Lineage: Eukaryota; Fungi; Ascomycota; Eurotiomycetes; Eurotiales; Aspergillaceae
Product: GTPase BMS1
Exons: 4
Coding region: 113-3640 (1175 amino acids)
Biological process (GO): ribosome biogenesis; maturation of SSU-rRNA from tricistronic rRNA transcript (SSU-rRNA, 5.8S rRNA, LSU-rRNA); endonucleolytic cleavage of tricistronic rRNA transcript (SSU-rRNA, 5.8S rRNA, LSU-rRNA)
Cellular component (GO): 90S preribosome; nucleus
Molecular function (GO): GTP binding; U3 snoRNA binding; GTPase activity
Source: RefSeq, a predicted model, not a curated record